Molecule: messenger RNA, 1131 nt
Organism: Oryza brachyantha (malo sina)
Lineage: Eukaryota; Viridiplantae; Streptophyta; Magnoliopsida; Poales; Poaceae
Product: transport and Golgi organization 2 homolog
Exons: 5
Coding region: 4-945 (313 amino acids)
Source: RefSeq, a predicted model, not a curated record
AUUAUGCGGACUCAUCGUCUCCGCCGUCAUCGUGCUCAACCCACCGGCGGCCGCCGCCGUGGCCGAGCCAAAUCCCCACCGGCGAUGUGCAUCGCAGCGUGGGCAUGGCAGUCCCAGCCUGAGCACCACCUGCUUCUCCUCUUCAACCGCGACGAGUACCACUCCAGGCCGACGCGGCCGGCGGGGUGGUGGGCCCCCGGGGAGGCAGAGGGGAAGGAGAUCCUUGGAGGCAGGGAUGAGCUCGGCGGCGGCACGUGGCUGGGGUGCACGAGGGACGGGAAGCUGGCCUUCCUGACCAACGUCCGGGAGCCCAGCACGCUGGUCGGGGCCAAGUCCAGAGGGGAGCUCGCGGUCAGGUUCCUGCAGGGGAACCAAUGUCCAUUGGAGUAUGCAAAAGAAAUAGCCAAGGAAGCAGAUCAGUAUAACGGCUUUAACCUUGUAUUGGCUGAUGUGAACUCAGGAAAUAUGGCUUACAUAUCUAAUAGACCUGAUGGUGUUCCGGUGGUUCAAAAAGUUCUCCCUGGGUUUCAUGUGCUUGCUAAUGCUACACUUGACUGCCCUUGGCCAAAGAUGUUGCGCUUAGGACAGAGUUUCAACAGAUAUGUUACAACACAUGAUGGUGCAGAAUUAUCUUUACAUCAGAUGGUUCAAGAGUUGAUGACAGAUACCGUUAAGCCUGCUAGAUCUGCGGUGCCUGAUACUGGCGUUGACCCUGACUGGGAAUACCAGCUAAGCUCUAUAUUUAUUGACACUGAAAAAGGACUGGCACGAUAUGGAACACGAAGCAUGACUGCUCUUGCUGUGAAGUUCAAUGGCAAAGUAACUUUAUACGAGAGGUACUUGGAGAGCAAUCUGUGGAAGGAGAAUCUCAUGCAAUUUGAGUUGGAGAUGACACAGUUGAAGGAUGUGAGAGGAACUUCAAAAAUGUCUCCAGAGACUCGCUGACUGAUGAAAAUUCUUUGGUUGUCCUUAUAAUUUUGGCAAAAUUAUAACCAAGUAAAUAUGGGUAAAUCUUGGGAAGUACUGAAAUUGCGACGUUGACAAGCAAUCACCCUGUGCAGAUGUACUGAUGUAACACCAGGAGUUGAUAUUUCCAUUGUGAUUUUAAGCAAUAAAGUGAUUCUUUGAUCC